Molecule: messenger RNA, 1822 nt
Organism: Triplophysa dalaica
Lineage: Eukaryota; Metazoa; Chordata; Actinopteri; Cypriniformes; Nemacheilidae
Gene: ppp2cb
Product: protein phosphatase 2, catalytic subunit, beta isozyme
Exons: 7
Coding region: 299-1240 (313 amino acids)
Biological process (GO): peptidyl-serine dephosphorylation; mitotic cell cycle
Cellular component (GO): cytosol
Molecular function (GO): protein serine/threonine phosphatase activity
Source: RefSeq, a predicted model, not a curated record
CGCUCUCGUCUGAUUACGUCACCCGCAGCCAUUACACGGCGCUUUCAUGAGGAAGGUCGGAAGCGCGAGGAGGCAAAAUAAAAUUCAGCAGCGCCAGAUAUCCUUUAUCACACGCGCCUGUGUAUGACAAGCUCGAGUUAAAAAAUUGAGCGUUUAGCGAGCUGAUAGUUGUGUCGAAGAGCGGUGUUCGCGGUUUGAUGCGCGUCGCGUCGGCCCUGCGCAGCGCGUGAGUGCGGCAGUAUUGCGUUAAAGUGGAUCGUAAUAUAAAAGUAGGCGCGGAAUCAGAGAGAAUAAUAUAAUGUCGCUGGUGAUGGAUGAUAAAGCCUUUACUAAAGAGCUUGACCAGUGGGUCGAGCAGCUGAACGACUGCAAACAACUGAGCGAGAAUCAAGUCCGGUCUCUCUGUGAGAAGGCCAAAGAGAUUCUGACCAAGGAGUCCAAUGUGCAGGAGGUGCGCUGUCCCGUCACAGUGUGCGGCGAUGUACACGGUCAGUUUCAUGACCUGAUGGAGCUCUUCAGAAUCGGAGGCAAGUCACCGGACACUAACUAUCUGUUCAUGGGUGAUUAUGUGGACCGAGGCUAUUACUCUGUGGAAACGGUCUCGCUUCUGGUUGCGCUGAAGGUUCGAUACCCGGAGCGCAUCACGAUAUUGCGGGGGAAUCACGAGAGCAGACAGAUCACGCAGGUGUACGGUUUCUACGACGAGUGCUUGAGGAAGUACGGCAACGCUAACGUCUGGAAAUAUUUCACAGAUCUGUUCGACUACCUUCCCCUGACCGCGCUGGUGGAUGGACAGAUCUUCUGUCUGCACGGCGGUCUGUCUCCAUCAAUAGACACGCUGGAUCACAUUCGUGCUCUGGAUCGUCUGCAGGAGGUUCCUCAUGAGGGGCCGAUGUGCGAUCUGCUGUGGUCAGACCCUGAUGAUCGUGGCGGGUGGGGAAUCUCUCCUCGAGGUGCUGGUUACACCUUCGGACAGGACAUCUCUGAAACCUUCAACCACGCUAACGGUCUCACGCUGGUCUCUCGUGCACAUCAGCUGGUCAUGGAGGGGUACAAUUGGUGUCACGAUAGGAACGUUGUCACUAUAUUCAGUGCACCAAACUAUUGCUAUCGCUGCGGCAACCAGGCCGCUAUAAUGGAACUAGACGAUACCCUUAAAUAUUCCUUCCUUCAGUUUGAUCCAGCCCCUCGACGCGGAGAGCCCCACGUCACCCGCCGCACCCCCGACUACUUCCUGUAAGCGGCCCUGGACAUGUAAAAAAGCCACAGCUGACGUCUAUUCAUCCGAUGUGUGUAAAUAUGAAGAGGGAUAUGUUUGACACAACAACACUAACAACGGACCAAAAUGUGCCAUACAAGCAUUUAAUGCCCAAAUCCAGUCGCUCUGUGUCAGUACUGCUGCAGCGUGUCUCGUUUUAGCUUCUAGUACAUAUGCCUGCUGUGUAUGAUGAAUAGACACUUCCUUCUUGAAUUGUACAUGACAAUAGAGUGAUAUCUAGCUUUCUCUCUCUCGCAAUAUCACUGGAUAAAACCUCCUUUAAGUUGGCAUUGACACGCAUGUGAAGUACGGUAACAUUUUAUACAAGUGCACAAGCGUGCAUACUUAACUGUCUUUUCACACACACAAAAAUAAUUGUUGAUAAGGAAUGAUGAACGUGACGGACAUGGAGCGUAUAAGGACUUUAUCUGACUGUCCUCUCUAAUCUGAAACGUUUAUUUUUCUUAUGUGUUGACUGUCUUCUGUGUAUUUGUCAAGAAAUGGUAGCCUCCUCUUUGCUGUAUUUGAACUAAUAAAGUACUUUUAAUCGCAAGCUACUCCAAA